AUGGCGAGUCGAUCGAAUCGUUUCUUCCGCGCUCUGGGAUACGCCUCGGCCGCCGGUGUGGUCGGCGCAGGCGGUCUCUACACCAUCUACAGACCCCGCGAGAUCCCCGGUUCAGAGGCCGCAGCCGUCCCGCCGCCAACCUACGGCGAGGGUGGUGUCUUCAACCCUCCCAGCUUCCCCGAGAUCAAGUCCCGCGCUGCCCAAAUCGCCGACCUCAAGGCUUCAGCUGGUGCCGUGACGGGUGCCCUGAAGGAUGCCGGAAACAAGGUCGCCAAGGCUGUCACCGGCUCGUCUGGUGAUGUCCAAGCCGAUAACCAAGGCAGCAAGGCCGAGGAGUACGAUCUCUUGGUCAUUGGCGCCGGUGCCACUGGUACCGGUAUCGCCCUCGACGCUGCCACUCGCGGCUUGAAGGUCGCCAUGGUCGAGAGAGACGAUUUCGCCUCGGGUACUAGCUCCAAGAGUACCAAGCUCGUCCACGGUGGUGUUAGAUAUCUCGAAAAGGCUGUCUGGGAACUCGAUUACAACCAGUGCGUUCACUCUGAUCCAAACCUGCAAUUGCUCCCGAUGCUGAUAAUUUGUAAAGANUACAAGCUCGUCAAGGAGGCUCUCCGCGAGCGUCGUUUCUUCCUGGACACCGCACCUCAUCUCUCGUCAUGGCUCCCUAUUAUGAUUCCUAUCAACAAGUGGUGGCAAGCUCCCUACUUCUGGGCAGGCACCAAGUUCUACGAUUUCCUCGCCGGCUCUGAAAACAUCGAAACCUCCUACUUCAUGACCAAGUCCAAGGCUCUCAACGCAUUCCCCAUGCUGAAGAAGGACAACUUGGUCGGUGCUCUGGUUUACUACGGUGAGUCUUCUUGGGCGUAUAACUGCGUGGCCGCGUGUACUGACAGUAGCNNAGAUGGUGCCCACAACGACUCCCGCAUGAACGUCUCUCUCGGAAUGACUGCUGCUCUCUACGGCGCAACUGUUGUCAACCACAUCGAAGUCACUUCUCUCACCAAGGACGAAAACGGCAGACUCAAUGGCGCUCGCGUCAAGGAUCUGGUCGCCGAGGCCAACGGCGGCUCUGACGAGUUCAACAUUCGCGCAAAGGGUGUCAUCAACGCCACUGGUCCCUUCACCGACUCGAUCCGCAAGAUGGACGACCAGAAGGUCGCCGAGAUUGUCGCUCCCUCAUCUGGUGUUCACGUUAUUCUUCCCGGUUACUACGCUCCCGCCAACAUGGGUAUGAUUGACCCCCACACUUCUGACGGCCGUGUCAUCUUCUUCCUCCCAUGGCAGGGCAACACCAUUGCUGGUACCACCGACACUCCUUGCGACAUCAACCAGAACCCCAUCGCCGGCGAGGAGGAGAUCAACUGGAUCCUCUCCGAAGUCAAGAACUACCUCAAACCCGAAAUCACUGUCCGCCGUGGCGACGUCCUUGCCGCCUGGUCUGGUAUCCGCCCUCUAGUCCGCGACCCCAACAAGUCCAAAUCUGAAGGUCUCGUCCGCAACCACCUCGUUACCACCAGCGACAGCGGUUUGAUCACUUGCUCUGGCGGCAAGUGGACCACUUAUCGCCAGAUGGCUGAGGAGACUGUCGACGAAGCCAUCAAGGAGUUUAAGCUUAGCACCGGUCCUCUUUCCAACCCUCCUCGUGUCUCGGGCUCUGAAGGUUUCAACGACGCCGCCACUCUCAACGGUACCUGUCAGACUCACCAGGUCAGACUUGUUGGUGCUCACGGCUGGAGCAAGACUCUGUUCAUCAACCUGAUUCAGCACUACGGAAUCGAGACCGAGGUCGCCAAGCACUUGGCCGAGUCGUACGGUGAUCGUGCAUGGCAAGUCGCCGCCCUCUGCGAGCCUACCGAACAACGUUUCCCUGUCCGUGGCAACCGCAUCUCCGAGCUCUACCCCUUCGUUGAUGGCGAGGUUCGCUACGCCAUGCGCCACGAGUACGCCGAGACCGCUGUCGAUGUCAUUGCCCGCCGUACCCGUCUCGCUUUCUUGAACGCACAGGCUGCCCUCGAGGCUCUGCCCAAGGUUAUUGACAUGAUGACCGACGAGUACAAGUGGAGCAAGUCAAGACAGGACAAGGAGUGGAAGGAUGCCGUCAGCUACCUUGGCAGUAUGGGUCUGCCCAAGGGCAAGCUCUCGCUGACCCGCAAAGAUGUCGAGUCUGGCAAGGUCGGCAAGUACGCUGAUGAGGAGUACAACCUCUACGCUCGUCACGGUAAGCACAUUGCCACUCAGUACACCAAAACGACCUCAACUAACACAUUCUUUACAGACAAGCCCCAAGAGCCCCUCGAGACCGACUCCAAGUUCGCCCACGGCGAGAACCCCACCAUCCAGGCCGACUCGCCCGUCAACAAAUAA
This is a messenger RNA of Aureobasidium uvarum, 2361 nucleotides long. The record is from the annotation of a GenBank genome assembly. Lineage: Eukaryota; Fungi; Ascomycota; Dothideomycetes; Dothideales; Saccotheciaceae.